AUGGCGACCCCCUGGCAAGACGGAUAUGGCGAGCGAAGCGAGCCUGACGGCUAUGAGGACGAUUUCUAUGAAUCGUAUGGAAUAAAGGUGUUGCCAAGUUUUCUGGAAUUCACAGCUGUUUUCGACGGUGAGAAGUUCAGUAAAGAAGUGGUCAUCAGAAAUAUUAGUAAAAAGAGUGUUGAAAUCUACCUGAAGCAACCGAUUUCCAUUGCUUUCCAAAUAAUUGAUAAUGGCACCAAAAUUUCCCUGGCCCCUGGGUUAUCAGUCAAAAGAACAGUGGUUUUCCAAUACAGGCCUGAUACUCUGUUGUCCAGUUUUUUCACUAUCAGAAUAAAAGAUGCGCUCAUUGAAAUUCCAAUAUUCUUUAAACGAGUCCACACAAAGUUCUCGGUCACUCCGGCGAAUCUAGACUUCGGAAAAGUGGACGUCGGAUCUCCAUUGGUCAGCAAAAAUGUCAAAAUGGAAAAUCUAGCAGCCGUCGCUGCCCAAUACAAAGUUGUAAUUGGUCCCAAUGAGAAUCACAUACAAGUGAUACCAUCCAAGGGCUUCAUUCGACCCAAUGAGACGCAUAUGCUAAGGGUGCAGUUUUAUCCAACCGUCCCCGGACAAAUUUAUCAUGUCAUAAGUGUGAUGCCCUCCUCUGCUAAGUCACAAGGGGAUUGGAGACAGAAGCACGACAUAUUCUGCACGAUUACGCUGGAAGCAGAUAUUAUAAAGCCGUCUCUGGUUGCCAUCCACCCCAACACAACGGGCGAGUUCACACUGUGCGACUUUCCGCUGACAUUCUCGUCCACCACACGCUACGACACAGUCGCCGUUUGUAACACCUCUGCGCAGUAUGCCACAUUCGUGGUGCUCGGCGAGAUGAUGAACACCCUUUUUCAGUCGUUCAGCACAUCUCCACAGCUGCAGUUGUGGUUCACAAGCCGGCAGUCACCUCCGCACGUCGCCACUCGCUUCAUCAUCAGUUGUCGCAUCUACUUCGAACAGUCAUUGAAUUCAACUGUAGAGUCAUCUGCUAGUCGCCAAUCCAUCCGCUG
This is a messenger RNA of Nilaparvata lugens (brown planthopper), 1040 nucleotides long. RefSeq lists its product as uncharacterized. The transcript has 7 exons. The record is from RefSeq and is a predicted model, not a curated record. The annotation marks the transcript as partial. NCBI's taxonomy places the organism in Eukaryota, Metazoa, Arthropoda, Insecta, Hemiptera, Delphacidae.